GCAGCUUCAGCACGUGACAGCGUUGUGCGUCACAUGACAGGAGUGUUGUCUUGUGUGCCGGACAGUCGAUGAGGCAGUGAGGCACUGAAGAUGGCGUGCUGUGGGAGCUGUCUGUGCUGUCAGUGCUGCUGCAGGGAGGGGGAGACCAGGACACCCGAGGAAUUGGCAAUUCUAGGAGAAACCCAUGACGAGGAAGAUGAAAUUCUGCCAAGGAAAGAUUAUGAGAGCCUGGACUACGAUAGGUGCAUCAAUGAUCCAUAUGUUGAGGUUCUGGAGGGAAUGAAUAAUAAGAAAGCCAAAAAAUACGAAGCUGUAAAGUGGAUGCUUGUUUUUGCCAUAGGAGUAACUAUUGGUUUGGUUGGUCUUUUCGUGGAUUUUUUUGUCCGACUCUUCACUCAACUGAAGUUUAAGGUGGUGGAAAAAUCUGUGACAGAGUGCACUGAGAAGGGUUGCCUUGCUCUGUCGCUGCUCGAGCUUCUCGCCUUCAACAUGACCUUCGUCUUCAUCGCCAGUGUUUUAGUUCUCAUCGAGCCUGUAGCAGGAGGAUCGGGAAUUCCCGAAAUCAAGAGCUACCUGAACGGGGUGAAGAUCCCGGGAAUCGUGCGGCUGCGCACCUUCCUGUGCAAGGCCGUCGGAGUGCUGUUCGCCGUGGCCGGAGGUCUGUUCGUGGGGAAGGAGGGGCCUAUGAUCCAUAGCGGAGCCAUUGUGGGAGCCGGCCUCCCUCAGUUCCAGAGCAUUACCUUUAAGAGAAUCCGCUUCGACUUCCCCUAUUUCCGCAGUGACCGGGACAAAAGGGACUUUGUUUCAGCGGGAGCCGCAGCGGGUGUGGCUGCAGCUUUCGGGGCUCCCAUCGGGGGUACCCUCUUCAGCCUGGAGGAGGGCUCCUCUUUCUGGAACCAGGCGCUCACAUGGAAAGUGCUGUUCUGCUCCAUGUCAGCGACCUUCACCCUCAACUUCUUCCGCUCUGGGAUCAACUUCAACAAGUGGGGCUCCUUCCAGCUGCCUGGCUUGCUCAACUUUGGAGAGUUUAAGUGUCCAGACGGGGAUAAGAACUGCCACCUGUGGACGGCAGUGGACCUGGCCUUCUUUGUGAUGAUGGGCAUCGUGGGGGGGCUCCUGGGUGCUCUCUUCAACUGCAUCAACAGAAGGCUGUCCAAGUACCGCAUGAGGAACGUGCACCCAAAAGCCCGCUUUGUCAGGGUAUUGGAGAGUCUGCUGGUCUCCAUGGUGACCACGUUGGUGAUAUUCCUGGCCUCCAUGACGCUUGGAGAGUGCCGGGACCUGUUCACCCCCACCACCAACCACACCACCACGCUGGUGUCGGUCUCUGAGGAUGUGAACUCCACCAUAAAGCACUUCUUCUGUCCCAAUAAGACCUACAACGACAUGGCAACUCUGUUCUUCAACCCCCAGGAAGUGGCCAUACACCAGCUGUUUCAUCAGGAUGGAACCUUCAGCCCGGUCACUCUCACCAUAUUCUUUGUGCUGUACUUCCUGCUGGCCUGCUGGACGUACGGCGUCUCGGUGCCCAGCGGCCUCUUCGUCCCCUGCCUGCUCUGCGGCGCCGCCUUCGGGCGCCUGGUGGCCAACGUCCUCAAAGUAAACAUUGGGAUUGACAUUUAUUCCGGGACCUUCGCUCUGAUUGGUGCAGCCGCCUUCCUCGGAGGCACCGUCCGCAUGACCAUCAGCCUAACUGUCAUUCUCAUCGAAUCGACCAAUGAGAUCACAUACGGGCUGCCCAUUAUGAUAACCCUCAUGGUGGCCAAGUGGACGGGCGAUUUCUUCAACAUGGGCAUCUACGACAUCCACAUCCUUCUGAAGGGAGUUCCGCUGCUGGAGUGGGAGACCGAGGUGGAGAUGGACAAACUGACGGCCAGCGAUAUCAUGGAGCCCAACCUGACGUACGUGUACCCCCACACUCGCAUACAGUCUCUGGUGAGCAUCCUGAGGACCACCGUGUACCACGCCUUCCCCGUGGUGACCGAGAACCGGGAGAACGAGAAGGAGUUCAUGAAGGGCAACAUCCUGGUCAGCAACAACAUCCGCUUCAAGAAGACCAACGUCCUGACGCGGGCAGGCGAGCAGCGUCGGCGCUGCCAGUCCAUGAAGUCGUACCCGUCCAGCGAGCUGCGCAACGUGUGCGACGAGCAGCAGGCCGUGGCCGCGCCCAGCGAGGAGCGCCAGGACAUCCUGCAGCAGAUGCUGGAGCGCAGGCACGAGCCCUACCCGAACCUGUACCCGGACCAGUCCCCCAGUGAGGAGUGGACCAUGGAGGAGCGCUUCCGACCGCUCACCUUCCACGGGCUGAUCCUGCGCUCGCAGCUGGUCAACCUGCUCAUCCGCGGCGUGUGCUAUGCGGAGAACCAGUCGAGUGCCACUCAGCCCCGGCUGUCCUACGCUGAGAUGACGGAGGACUAUCCCCGCUUCCCAGACAUCCAUGACCUGGACCUGGCCCUGCUCAAUCCACGCAUGAUCGUAGAUGUGACCCCAUACAUGAACCCGAGCCCCUACACGGUCUCUCCGAACACGCACGUGUCCCAGGUGUUCAACCUGUUCAGGACCAUGGGUUUACGGCACCUGCCUGUGGUCAACGCCGUGGGAGAGAUCGUGGGAAUAAUCACCAGACACAACCUGACCCACGAGUUCCUGCUGGCCAAACUGCGGCAGCACUACAUCACCAUAUGAGGACCGACCGAGCCCGCCAGUCACCCGCCAGUCAGAAUCAGAAGCGCUCCUCCGGCCCGGACCCAAACCAGCCGGCCCUGACCCAAACCGGCCGGCCCUGACCCAAACCGGCCAGCCCGGACCCAAACCGGCCGGCCCUGACCCAAACCAGCCGGCCCUGACCCAAACCGGCCGGCCCUGACCCAAACCAGCCGGCCCCGCCACGCUCUCCCGAACUCCAGCCAUUCCCACCGUCCGCCACACCUCAAGUAACACACACUAAACACAGGGAGGAUCCAGGAGGUUCCACAGAACGGGAACUCUCCGAGUGACCAGCUGUCUUUCAGUUUCCAUAAAAGGGAGAAAAGCUUUUCCUUUGACCCAAUCCCUCCAAGCACCACAGUGAAAGGAGGCAUUAAGUUCAGUAAUUCCAUGCUUUAUCAAAUAUGCUUUACAAACUAUACUGUAGCACUUUUAUUUUGAGAUUUUAAUAUGUUGGGGUUUUUUUAUUGGUGUAUAUUUAUGUGUAUAUUUAUCUUGCACUAAAACCAUUUUAAACCAGGACCUGUCCAGCCAAGGUUUGUGAAAUGUUUUGUUUCACUUUGUUGAAAGGUCAGAAGAGAUCGAAGAACCCACUGAAAUGUUUAUGAGUCAGUAAUGUGCCAUUGUAGGUAGAUGGAGAGUCAGGCAUUGCACUUGUCUGUUCAGUGUCUAUAUGUUAUUGGACAGACAUUUAGACCAGCUGCUGAUUGCUCUGUGCUGUGGGGAAAACCACUUAUAUGAAUUCCAUUUGUGGGCAGGGGCCAUUUUGAGUGUUCUUUUGUUUUAUUCCUUUUCAAAUUUUGUUACUGUGAUCAAAGAUCAAAAUAAGAAAAUCAAUUUAUUUAACAGUUUGCUUACCUUGUCAUAAACUGGAAGAGAUGUGUUCUCAAUGCUUCUAAACCUUUGUGGGAGCAGUGUGAAGUCAAUUGUAUUAUUUUCUUUAUUUCUUUUUGCACACUUAACAAAUGCAGAGGGCUGCUCGUCAUACGUAACAGACAUUAUAGUCACUGGAAGGACUUUGGCGAGUGGGGCCAGUUUUUGGGGCCGUGUGUGUGUUUUGUAACCCAUGGCAUUGUGGAAGGACACGCGUAUCUCUUCCGCCGUUGGAAUCCCGUAAGGCCCUACUUGAGAUUGGUGGCAUCGCGCCCUUGUCAAAUAUGUGACCCCCAGGCACUUUGAGGCCGCGCCAGUUAGACGCAGUAGAGUUUGGAAAUGGGCAGUGCGCGCUAGGAAUUCUACUCGCUGCGGAGAAUCCAGACUGAGAAGCGUCUCCUUUCUAGAGGGACAGAUGAGGAUAGUGCUGUACCAAUCAGGUGACCAAUGGAAGGAUGCAGAAUAACUUGUUUAUUUAUAUUCUGAAGCAUUUACUUUUGCGGGCAUUGUGCUUACAGUAUGCGUAAUAUUUAAGGAAUAGGUUUUAUUGUGUACAUUUUUAAUAUGUUUUGCUAUGAAUUGAACUGGGGUGUUCUUUUAGUGUGUCAUCAGUAGUGUGAGAUACAGAUCAAAUCAAAGGUUACAUCAUGGAUAGCUAUUGCACAUUGCGAGCAGAGGCAGUUUAGACGUUACAAACAUGUCUCAUCUCACGACCACAUUUAUCUGUUUAGUAUCUGUUAUUGUGAGGAAAGUUAAAAUGGCAGGUUCUGCAGUAUGUAGACUUACCUUAAAGCCUACGUGUUAUUUUCAGUAUUGGAGACCACAGGAAUGUUUUGCCCAAAGACGGUGUGACCUGCCUGUCAUUGUGGAGACUGAGCUUUGGUGACCUCACAGAGAGAGGGAGGGAGAGAGAGAGAGAGAGGGAGAGAGGGAGAGGGAGAGAGGGAGAGAGGGAGAGAGGGAGAGAGAGAGAGAGUAAGAUGGGGACCAGGCUUGCAAUGCCUUAGAUUAGUUUCUCAGACAAAGCUGCUCGUUUGUUUGAGUGUAAAAAAGAAAAGGCGUCGUCUGUCUAAUUAAAUGAAUAAACUGUGAGGGGGUGAGCUGAAAGGCUGGUUUGGCCGUUUGUAAUUAAGUUUCUCUCGCGCCCAGCAGAGCGCCGGACGGGCAGGCGGCGCAGCGACAGGCCGCGCGGCGCGGCUGCGUGACGCGUCCCGGCGUGGCUGACCCACACGGAAACGCUCGAGGCGUGCGGCACGUCCUCAUUUUCCGCUGGUGAAUAACCAUGGGGAGGCCGGCGCGCUCAGGCGGUAAUUAAGGGGGCCGCUUUUUCCCUCGGUGGAAAAAAAAGUUCAGGGCACGACGGUGCCUCCUGGCUUCUCUCUCGCUCUCUCCCUGCACCUGGGAACACCUGUGACCCCGGUCCCCCCUCCCCGAAUCCCGCUGACAGACCGCGACAUCUAAUCUGCGCUUGUGAGCGCAUCGCUCUGAGUCACCCGUAGGGGGCUUUCAGCCCGUAGCAGCUAUCCCCUUUAGCACAGUGUGUUAUAGUCUUCACUGAGCGCAGUUCAGCCGUCUCUGUCCCCUUUAGCACAGUGUGUUAUAGUCUUCACUGAGCGCAGUUCAGCCGUCUCUGUCCCCUUUAGCACAGUGUGUUAUAGUCUUCACUCACUGAGCGCAGUGCAGCCGUCUCUGUCCCCUUUAGCACAGUGUGUUAUAGUCUUCACUGAGCGCAGUUCAGCCGUCUCUAUCCCCUUUAGCACAGUGUGUUAUAGUCUUCACUGAGCGCAGUUCAGCCGUCUCUGUCCCCUUUAGCACAGUGUGUUAUAGUCUUCACUGAGCGCAGUUCAGCCGUCUCUGUCCCCUUUAGCACAGUGUGUUAUAGUCUUCACUCACUGAGCGCAGUUCAGCCGUCUCUGUCCCCUUUAGCACAGUGUGUUAUAGUCUUCACUGAGCGCAGUUCAGCCGUCUCUGUCCCCUUUAGCACAGUGUGUUAUAGUCUUCACUCACUGAGCGCAGUGCAGCCGUCUCUGUCCCCUUUAGCACAGUGUGUUAUAGUCUUCACUCACUGAGCGCAGUUCAGCCGUCUCUGUCCCCUUUAGCACAGUGUGUUAUAGUCUUCACUGAGCGCAGUUCAGCCGUCUCUGUCCCCUUUAGCACAGUGUGUUAUAGUCUUCACUCACUGAGCACAGUGCAGCCGUCUCUGUCCCCUUUAGCACAGUGUGUUAUAGUCUUCACUCACUGAGCGCAGUGCAGCCGUCUCUCUCCCCUUUAGCACAGUGUGUUAUAGUCUUCACUGAGCGCAGUUCAGCCGUCUCUAUCCCCUUUAGCACAGUGUGUUAUAGUCUUCACUCACUGAGCGCAGUGCAGCCGUCUCUAUCCCCUUUAGCACAGUGUGUUAUAGUCUUCACUGAGCGCAGUGCAGCCGUCUCUGUCCCCUUUAGCACAGUGUGUUAUAGUCUUCACUGAGCGCAGUUCAGCCGUCUCUAUCCCCUUUAGCACAGUGUGUUAUAGUCUUCACUCACUGAGCGCAGUGCAGCCGUCUCUGUCCCCUUUAGCACAGUGUGUUAUAGUCUUCACUCACUGAGCGCAGUGCAGCCGUCUCUCUCCCCUUUAGCACAGUGUGUUAUAGUCUUCACUGAGCGCAGUUCAGCCGUCUCUAUCCCCUUUAGCACAGUGUGUUAUAGUCUUCACUCACUGAGCGCAGUGCAGCCGUCUCUAUCCCCUUUAGCACAGUGUGUUAUAGUCUUCACUGAGCGCAGUGCAGCCGUCUCUGUCCCCUUUAGCACAGUGUGUUAUAGUCUUCACUGAGCGCAGUUCAGCCGUCUCUAUCCCCUUUAGCACAGUGUGUUAUAGUCUUCACUGAGCGCAGUUCAGCCGUCUCUGUCCCCUUUAGCACAGUGUGUUAUAGUCUUCACUGAGCGCAGUGCAGCCGUCUCUGUCCCCUUUAGCACAGUGUGUUAUAGUCUUCACUGAGCGCAGUUCAGCCGUCUCUGUCCCCUUUAGCAUAGUGUGUUAUAGUCUUCACUGAGCGCAGUUCAGCCAUCUCUGUCCCCUUUAGCACAGUGUGUUAUAGUCUUCACUGAGCGCAGUUCAACCGUCUCUCUCCCCUUUAGCACAGUGUGUUAUAGUCUUCACUGAGCGCAGUUCAGCCGUCUCUCUCCCCUUUAGCACAGUGUGUUAUAGUCUUCACUGAGCGCAGUGCAGCCGUCUCUAUCCCCUUUAGCACAGUGUGUUAUAGUCUUCACUGAGCGCAGUUCAGCCGUCUCUGUCCCCUUUAGCACAGUGUGUUAUAGUCUUCACUGAGCGCAGUUCAGCCGUCUCUAUCCCCUUUAGCACAGUGUGUUAUAGUCUUCAUUGAGCUCAGUUCAGCCGUCUCUAUCCCCUUUAGCACAGUGUGUUAUAGUCUUCACUGAGCGCAGUUCAGCCGUCUCUGUCCCCUUUAGCACAGUGUGUUAUAGUCUUCACUCACUGAGCGCAGUGCAGCCGUCUCUGCCCCUUUAGCACAGUGUGUUAUAGUCUUCACUGAGCGCAGUUCAGCCGUCUCUGUCCCCUUUGGCACAGUGUGUUACAGUCUUCACUCACUGAGCUCGGUGCAGCCGUUCCUCCAGAGGCCAUGGCCUCAUCAGGCCACAGCUGUUCCGUCCCUUCGGUCCAGUGCCCCAGACGGUCCCGUUUUUAAUCGCUGUAAAGUGUUUCGCUUCGGCGCGGAGCCAUAAAAUGUGCAGUAAAAUGCCGCGCCGGUUUUGCCACCCCCUCCCCCCCCCCCGCACCUUGGCAACAAACGCACGCUGUUGACAUAAUUUUUUGGCGGCUAUUUUUGGUGGCGUUCCUCGUGCACCUGUUGUUUUCUCGAACCUGAGACUUUCUGAUAAUUAAUGUAGUGUUGCCUGGUACACUCCUAGAUAUUAAAUACACCUGUGAAAGAAAAGAAAAAAAAAACACAAUUAUGAAGUUGAAAUAUGUGUUUGAAUUCUUGUUUUCCUCAUAUAUACUUAUAUAGUGAGUUUUAAUAGAAGUUUGGGAGAGGGGGUGACUUGGACAACAUGGGGGUCUUUAGAACAAUGUGUGAAGUGUCACUGAAGUUGAGCAAAUGACAUGGAAAAAUGAAUUCUGGCCGACUGUAUAUGAAGUACACUGGCACUCGCUCACUGGCAAUGGAUUCUACAAUGUGACAGAGUCAUGUUUUAGUGUCCUUGCUUAUGUGAGUAUGAAAUGCUGGCAGCAUCUAAGACAUCAGUGACAAAUCUGCCCUUUUUCUGAAUGUGGGUUUGGUCUCUUCACCGAAAGGUUGAAAAUCACUACCUACAAAUCUUUUAUAUUUUAACGGUAUUCCUAAAUAUUUUGUUGAACUACAGAGGGAGGUGGAAUAUUUGUGCAUUUCGGUGUGCUUGUAAUUAAAGGCAUCUCUUAGCUUUGACUUCUGCUAUGUCAGUCAACCAAAUUCCCAAUUUAAGGUUUUUUUUAUUUGUUUUUUUAUUUGUUCAUAAUACAGCCCAUUAUUGGAUGAACAGUGCAUUAUCACUGAACUGGAUAUUGUAAUAACUUAAGGUCACUUGUAUGGAGUCUGUACUUCCCUUUGCAGAUACGCUGAGCUUGAAAAGGACCACAGUCCUGUACUAACAGAUGGAACAGGUUUUAUUACUUUUGAAACUGCAUUGAAAUAAAGCCAUACAUUCCUUAA
Messenger RNA from Anguilla anguilla (European eel), 8260 nucleotides. RefSeq names its product chloride channel 6 (gene clcn6). Gene Ontology annotation, molecular function: voltage-gated chloride channel activity. Lineage: Eukaryota; Metazoa; Chordata; Actinopteri; Anguilliformes; Anguillidae. Gene Ontology annotation, biological process: chloride transport; transmembrane transport. Gene Ontology annotation, cellular component: lysosomal membrane; intracellular membrane-bounded organelle. The transcript is spliced from 23 exons. Bases 91 to 2685 code for a protein of 864 amino acids. The record is from RefSeq and is a predicted model, not a curated record.